AUGUUAAGGAUAACAGUGAAGGAAAAACCGAUAUUUAAGAAGAAACGUGAUAAUUACGCAAGAAAGUUGAAGACUAAGAAACUUGUUAACUAUUUACAAAGCGAGUUACGGACUACUACAACACAUGGUUUAGCUUACAUCGUUAAUCCUGAGAUACACUGGUUCGAAAGCCAAACUGGUAACGGAUCCGAAACAACUCUCGCAUCAUAUUACAUAGCUAUUUCAUCCGUCUCCCUGGAAUCCUUAAAUGUUCUGGAUUUACCACCACCCGAGAUAUUAAAGCAAGUAAAGCCUGAAAACUAUGCUAUAAUAGCGGCGGACUUAUUCAAUAAUUUUGAUAUGAACACUUUGACGACCCACCUCAAAUGGCCUAUUACGUUGGACGCAACAAUGACUGAGAUGGGAAUGUGUCAUCUUAUAAAUUCCAACGUAGGGAUCCUUGACGACCCAACCAAGUGGGGUGACAAUACUGUGCAAUAUGUAAAGAAAAACAUCGAGCUCUCCGUGCACGACAUCGAUUAUUUCGUUCAAGUUCUGAAUUACGCCGAUGCCUACAAGGUGAUUGUCCUUCACGCUUUACUGAACUACCUUACAGAUGACGAAAAAGUGUGCAGUCUAUCUGAACUGGAAUGCCUUAUUGAAUACAAGAAAGAAAUCAUGACACUCUCGACUACGAACGAAACUAGGAGAAAGAUGGACGACAUCGACAAUUUGCCAAAGUGUUCGCGCGAUUGUGGAUGUUUGGGAAAUUGUGAGGCGGACGUCUACCAAAACGACUACGAAACUUUUCUACCUCAAAAGACAAUGAAUCGGCUCAAAGUCAUGGUAUCGGCAUUUCCUAAAGUGCGAGUAAUGAGAGAGAUUAUAUUCAGCUUUUAUGAUUUAUUUUUGAGAAGUGGAGGUGUGGUAAAUUUGUGUAUUGGGACUUCAGUAAUAUCGCUAAUGGAGUUAAUAAUGACAGCUUUAAGAAUUCCAAUUUAUGAAAUAAUGCAAAUCGCAAAAGGGAUUUGGCGAAGAUAUACUAGACCACAAAUUCAAAAGAUGUCUCUCAUCAAAAAACAGAGUUAA
Arctia plantaginis is the source of this 1068-nucleotide messenger RNA. NCBI's taxonomy places the organism in Eukaryota, Metazoa, Arthropoda, Insecta, Lepidoptera, Erebidae. The record is from the annotation of a GenBank genome assembly.